UCACCGCGAUAACAAAAACGCUGAACGGAUAAGAUAAGUUCCAGACCUCGGCACCUCCUAUGCGGUCGCAUGUACGGGUGCGCUUCGGCAAGAGAAGUUCCCGGUUAACAUUGAGGAUACAUAAUGCUGGUCCAUGCGGUUUCAGCGUCAUUGGUGCUGGUGUCUUGCAUCGUAUUUCAUUGCAUUGGAGCGCAGUCUGAUGAGGUUACAACAGCAUCAUCUUCGUCUAAUACAACCCAACGUUCAAGGAAAGUGUCCGCCGUCACUGUAACCAACGUGACAAGUUCCAAGGCCCUCAUCAAAUGGACGGAGAACGCGACAGUGGUCACGAUCAGACUGUGGGAAGAUGGUGACACUCGUGCAAGAUACUAUACGGAAAAAUUCAACACCGAGUUGUUAAUCGACGACCUCCACCCAUGGACACUAUACAGAAUCGAACUGAGCACUCAAGGAGGUUCCACAAACAUCAGCAUUGUAGUAGGCGAGCAGUCGUUCAAAACUCUCUGUGCAGCACCUUCAACUCCGAGGCACGUGGAAGUUGCCAACGUUACGUCAAGUUCCAUCACACUUCGGUGGCAGCCGCCGGAAUUUAAAAACGGACCGCUUGAAGGAUACAAUGUGUUCUUCAUGCCAAAGAACGACCACCAUCCUGGAAAUUCCUUCACGACGAAGGCCACAUCGGCAACGGUGGCGUCUCUCAUCUACAACACAGAGUAUAUCGUGCACGUGAAGGCGUACAAUAAAGUCAACGGGACUGAACACGGCAGCGAAGCAGUUGGAGUGACAGCUUCUACUGUAAUCGAAGCACCGACGAAAGUACGGAAACUACAUCUAGUAAGCCGUGGUGACGCAUCUGCCGUAGUGGGGUGGAAUCCACCCCUCGAAUCCAACGGGCCACUAGACGGGUACCGGGUGUUUUGGUGCUUGGGGGUCAACACGACACCCGAAGGUCACCAGCCGAGAGAGUGCAAAACGCAGUGGCUGAAGGGACACGUGACACGCGCGAAAGAAGUGGAACUGCUGUCCAGUGCAAACUACUCCGUUUACGUGUCCCCGUAUAAUUCCGUCAAAAACGGAACAAAUGGAACAUUCAUGCUCGUUGGCGAAGAGAUGAAAAUAUACGUAGAGACUCUACGAGAAGCUCCGCAAGCCGUGGAAAACAUCAAGGUCCACGUGGUGAGCCAAACUUCAGCCACAAUCUUGUGGGAGGCAGUACCUGAAGCCGACGGCUACAUUGUUGAGUGGUGCCAGGACGGAAACUGCACAGAGCAAGCCACCAACGAGACUGAAAUUACGAUCAAAGAUCUUCGCAUGGGUACAAGCUACAACGUGUCGGUUGUUGGGUUCCGCACGGAUCCCGAGGGAGAAAAACAGACGGGUCCGUUCCGCAUAGCCCAAGUUUUGUUCCAGGAGUCGCACGGUCAUGCAGGACAACCCCGACAUUCGAAGUACGUUGCCGGAACCAUCGUCUGUUCUUUUCUUGCUGUGCUCCUGGCCAUUGCAAUCGUGUACGUGUGGAGACGACCGUGGGCGAAGCCAGGCCCGACGCCAUACCAGCGAAUGAGUUCCUUGGAGCAAGACGACGACGACAUACUAUUUAUGAAGACGGAGCCGACCAAGAGCCUAUGAAGCACAACCGAGUUAUCCCUUCUCGGACACAUGUGAUACUCAUUUCGGCACUGAGCAAUCCUACUUUCGACAGGGUUAUACAUAAUGUUUUAUAUUCGUGUGUACAGCAGUUGUGCGCACGGUUUCGAAACUGAACAAUUCGUGACUUGAAAUGAAAGCAGUCAGGCUGUGAUCCUCCUAGCCUAUUUUCUUCUGGCCCAAGACUUAAGCAAGAUGGCGCUCCAGACGGCGAUGACCGACAUGCAGCCCACGCUGACGAUGUAGUAGAGACCAUCGUACGAUCCGCCACUGUCUUUGAAGUAGCCUGUAUAUUUGUGGUGUAAAAUAAGAGAACCGUAUCCUA
This is a messenger RNA of Ornithodoros turicata, 1972 nucleotides long. Its product is annotated as receptor-type tyrosine-protein phosphatase delta-like. Gene Ontology annotation, biological process: cell-cell adhesion. Gene Ontology annotation, molecular function: protein binding. Bases 124 to 1629 code for a protein of 501 amino acids. The record is from RefSeq and is a predicted model, not a curated record. Lineage: Eukaryota; Metazoa; Arthropoda; Arachnida; Ixodida; Argasidae. The transcript is spliced from 9 exons.